This is a messenger RNA of Cheilinus undulatus (humphead wrasse), 1497 nucleotides long. RefSeq names its product galectin-6-like. The record is from RefSeq and is a predicted model, not a curated record. Gene Ontology annotation, molecular function: carbohydrate binding. Lineage: Eukaryota; Metazoa; Chordata; Actinopteri; Labriformes; Labridae. The transcript has 14 exons. The coding region runs from base 295 to 1440 and encodes 381 amino acids.
UUUAUAAGCAUCUGAAUUCUUUCAUCUGUGACUUUGAGUUUUCAUUCGUGUUGAUUUUUCUAACAGCCCACAUAAACGUACAAUCUUCUUUUGUUGUAAGAUGCCACUCCUCUACUGGGUCACAGGUUGAUGUGUAUCUUUUUCUUCCAAAGUAAACACAGUGAUGCAGGUCUGGGUUUGGUACCUGUGUGGUCACUCCCUCAUUUCCUGUAUAAAACAAGGGGUUCAGAAGAGAUCAGCUCCUGACCGAUCCCUCCAUCUCUCUGCCUCCUCAUCUCCCAAUCUGCUGCUGCCAUGUUUGUCGCUCCUCCUGGAUACCAGCCAGUCUACAAACCUAGUAUUCCAUAUCUGGGGCCCAUUUAUGGAGGCCUGAGGGAAGGAUCAUCCAUCUACAUCCAGGGGUCUGUACCUGAGGACAUAACCAGGUUUUUCCUGAACCUGCUCUGUGGACCAUCAGAGUCCAGCGAUGUGGCCCUCCACUUCAACCCUCGCUUCGACGGCUGGGACAAGGUGGUGUUCAACUCUCGCCACGAUGGAUCAUGGAAGUCAGAGGAGAAGAUUCGUGAUAUGCCUUUCUCUAAAGGAAAGAGCUUUGAACUGGUCAUCAUGGUCACUUCACAGGGAUACCAGAUCAAAGUGAAUGGGAAGGACUUCCACACCUUCCACCACCGUCUCCCCGUGGAAAGCGUUCGAGGGAUGCACAUCUCAGGAGACGUUUCCAUCCAGACGAUUAAUGUCAUCGGGGUGAGGCUUCAGACCCUGAAGAUUUCAUUUGUUGGCUUUGGGCUUUGCUGGGCGAUCCACCAACAUGAAGACAUUUUGGACCCUGCUGCUGGAGGGCAAGGGGUCCUCCUAAGGGGAGGAAUGGGAGGAGGAAUGGGAGGAGGAUACCCAGGUGGUAUGGGAGGAGGAAUGGGACAGGCCGGAUACCCAGGAGGCUCAGGGUGUGAACAUCCAGGAGGCAUGGGAGGUGGUAUGGGGGGAGGAUUCCCUGGAUCAAACCUGCCGGGAAUGGGCGGCCAGCCAGUAUACAACCCUCCUGUACCUUACUCCACCAUGAUCCCAGGAGGGAUGACCUCUAAGAAGACUAUCAUCAUCAGAGGCAUGGUGCCCCAUGGAGCAACCAGAAUAUGCAUCAACUUCAUGGUGAGCAGAUCUCGAGACAUUGCUUUCCACAUGAACCCCCGUGUGAGGGAGGGGAUUGUGGUGAGAAACUGCAAGAUGGGAGGGAAAUGGGGCAAAGAGGAGCGGGAGCUCAGCCUGAACCCCUUCAUGGAGGGACAAUACUUUGAUAUGUCGAUCCGCUGUGGAAACCAGAGGUUUAAGGUGUUUGUGAACGGGCAGCACUUAUUCGACUUCUUCCACCGCCUGCAGCCCUUCACUGAGGUCGACAUGCUGGAGAUGGAUGGAGAUGUGCAGAUUUCCUACAUACACUUUUGAGAGCACAUUCAAUAAUUCUGUCCAUUAAUCAGCUUUUUAAAAUUCACAAUGUUUGAU